CUGCUUUUCUUCUCCCCUGCAACUCCCAAAAGCCCCCAAGCUGCCGACUCCCCUUCCCUUGAGAAAAACUAGUAAGAAGCUUGGAUUUUCCCCUUAUUUUCUUGUUCAAGAACAAGAUUUGGAGCCUUGAAAUCUUCCCCCCUGCAAGAAGCUUUCGAAUCUGCUCUGCUCUGCUUCUUCCGUCCACUGCUCUACCGUGUGUGGGGGUGUGAUUUGCUCCCGUUUCUGGUAAGAAACAGCCAUGAAUCUCCCUUCUCCAGCUUUAAUUAACUUGGGUUUACUCUAAUUUUGUGUUGUUCCUUCAAUGUUGGGUUGAUCCCGUGAGUUUCCCUACACUGCCGCCGGCUUCCCCAAACUGCAGCUCCGCAUGCUAUGAGUUUAAUUAAGGGCACUCCAUAUUUUACUUACUGAGUUUAUCUCAUAGUUUUUCCUUGUCCACCAUUUCAGGAAGCGAAGCCGAGGACGGGGAAAUCACGAGAGGUGACGAGUUAGAAGGCUAGCCAUUUCGAGAUUGAUAUAGAUUUUAGAAAUAAAUCAUGCUUUUGUAAGAUAGAUUUUACCUUGAAUUUAUGAGAUCAAAACAGAGUUCAGUCAUUAGAUCAAUUACUUGGAUUUAAGUCAUUUUGGUUAUAGAAAUAAAUUGAGAUGUUUGAUUUAAAUUAUUGGAUUGUCAGAUGUGAAUUGGAUAAGUUCCGAGCCUUGUGCAUUUGUGGGACCCUCUCACAAAUGCAUGACGUUUGCCGCGCCUCAGAUUUGGGUUCUGGGGCAUGACAAAUUAAGUGGUAUCAGAGCUUAGGAUUUGUUUAGAACUUGGCUAGCCAAUAGAUUUUAGAACCGUGGUGAGACAAGUGAUGAGGUAUAUAAGGGACGAUUCUGAUUUAUGUUGCCUGAAUUUCCUAAUCCAUUUUGAUGAGAUGGUAAUCCAAUUGUUCUUGUUCCCUGCCUUCAUACCCUGUGUAGAUUCAUGACAUUAAUCUUGUCCGCCAUGUUCUGAAGACCUUGUUUUGAAACUUGGUCAUUUUCUGAUAGUGUGCACUUGUUUAGACUUGAAUAGAAUUUUUGUAUGUUUUUUUGCCACAAUUGUAGAAUCUGGGGAGUUGCAGAGAUCUUUUGUUAAUGAUCCUGUUGGUCUCUACAGCAUAGUUGGUUGAGAAAUUUGCUCUGUUUGUCACAUGACCAGUGGAAGAUGGGCAACCCUUUACUUUGAUGACUUGAUUUUAAAUCUGCUUAGCCUCCAUGGGCUACGAGGUGAAGGGGUAGUCUUUGAAGUACCUGAUGCCCUAGAGUUUUGUUCCAAGAGAAAUGAUCUUAACAUCCUGGUUAUAUCUGCUCUUGAAUCCGUGUUCUGGUUGUCAUUAUUGAAAUCUCUUUUGUGGGCCUAAUCCUUGAAUUCUAUUGCUUGUUUCGUGGUUAACUCUUGUCUGUCAAUUUUGAUUGCUUGGUUAAAUUUGAUCUUGAUUCUUGGUGAAUGUCGUUUUGUUGCUGAAAUUUUUGAGGCAUUCUACCUUGCACUCUUAUGUUCCAGUAUUCUUCCAAACAUUCAUAUUUUCCAUUGAUUUCAUUCUGAAGCUAUUCUGGAAAUUUCACAUGUCAUUUGAUGGGUCUAGCUUUUAACUCUUGUUAAUUGCUAAAAUCUGUCUUUUGAUUCCAGUUGUUUUGUUAAACAUGAUCUUACUUAUUGGUUAACCUUGUUUUGUGGCAGAAUGUAUAAGGCAUCCAUGCACUUGUUCAUUCAUUCAUGGUCCAUAUAUCCAUUGGAUGCUUAUCCGUCUUUGAUAGAGUUCAAAGUUUUGUUGUACGUGUCUUUAAAUCCAUGCCAUUCUUUGCCAACUCGUCUUGUGUUGGGUUCAUAGUGUAACCCCACAACUGUUCUUUUGUAGCCUUGGCAGGAUUUAUUUUUAUUCCUUGUCCUUCCCAUAUCACCCCAGCCUCUAGUAGCUUGUUCAUGAGUGGCGCAGCGGAAGCGUAGUAGGCUAUGUUCUAUUCAUAAAGAGUUGGCGAGGCAUUUGUUUUGUCUUGGAUUGUGUGAAGCCAUUCACCAGUCUAGAUGGUUCUUAAUGUGAGUUCUGGGGACAAAACUCCUUUUUAGGAGGGGUGAAUGUAAUAUCCCAAAAUUUAUGGAAUUUUAAUAUUAAGUUAAGGACUUGAUUAUGAGGAAAUGCUGUUUUGGGACUUAAUAGCAAAAUUUUUAAAUUUCAAGGGGCUUAAAAGUGAAAGAUAAUAGGAUAAGGAUCGGAGGAUUUUUCUUCUUCCCAGCCUUGCACGUUUCUGCUCUUCUUCUCCCCUGCAGCUCCCAAAAGCUCCCAAGCUGCCGACUCCCCUUCCCUUGAGAAAAACUAGUAAGAAGCUUGGAUUUUCCCCUUAUUUUCUUGUUCAAGAACAAGAUUUGGAGCCUUGAAAUCUUCCCCCCUACAGGAAGCUUUCGAAUCUGCUCUGCUCUGCUUCUUCCGUCCACUGCUCUGCCGUGUGUGGGGGUGUGAUUUGCUCCAGUUUCUGGAAGCGAAGCCGAAGACAGGGAAACCACGAGAAGUGACGAGUUAGAAGGCUAACCAUUUCAAGAUUGAUAUAGAUUUUAGAAAUAAAUCAUGCUUUUGUAAGAUAGAUUUUAUCUUGAAUUUAUGAGAUCAAAACAGAUUUCAGUCAUUAAAUCAAUUACUUGGAUUUAAGUCAUUUUGGUUAUAGAAAUAAAUUGAGAUGUUUGAU
Rubroshorea leprosula is the source of this 2703-nucleotide messenger RNA. The record is from the annotation of a GenBank genome assembly. Lineage: Eukaryota; Viridiplantae; Streptophyta; Magnoliopsida; Malvales; Dipterocarpaceae.